AUGGCAGAGAAAUUGAAGGAGUGUCAGAAAAAAGCAGAGAAUUUCAACUCAGUGUUUAAUCUUAGUACACAAACAGAUAUGAAAAAUGCUAUUAGUUAUCUUAAUUCCACAUUAAGUGAACGUGUCCAUGUAGCGUUGAGGGCGGUGAGCCAUGAGACAGAGAGGCUUCAGGCCUUGUCAGGUAAGGAACGUAAGGACCUUGAUGGUUUGCAGGAAAAUAUACAGAGCGUACUGAGUGCACUUGGAAAUUGCGUCAACGAGAAAAUACAGAAAGAUAUUGAGAACCUAGUGAAGCAGCUUAAGGAAGGAGUCAAGACCAUUUUGGGGCAUCUGAAAGAUAUCGAUGGCCGGCUAAGGCAGUACGUGCAGAAAUUGGAAGAGUGGAUGGAGAGCGCCAAAAAAGAGAUCGAUAGAAUAAGGAACGAGGAUGUUAAGAAGAUACUUGACGAGACGACUGACGGAAUCACGGGCACGAAGUACCUAAUUGAGAAAGAUGCGGAGAAGUUGAAGGAGUGGGAGAAAAAGCUGAGUGCACUGAUAGGAAGCGUGAAAAUUAAACUUGCAGGUUUGGCGCAGGAAGCCCUUGGGAAAGUUGUAAUAUUGGACAGGGCGGUUAGGACUGGAUUAAAGACUACGAAGGAUAAUAUUCAGAAUGGAAUUGACAACUAUGUUAAGAAGCAGUUGUUGACGGACAUUAGAGAACAGAUUGGGCAAAUUACGAAUUAUAAGACAGGUCUACAAAAGGUUGAGGAGGAGGUGAAGCAGUGGGCCUCAGAUUUCAAGACGGCAGAAGGGUUUGGUGAUAAAGUGAAGGAGUGGAUUAAGGAUAUAUUGGAUGAAAACGAAAUGGUCAGGGGGAUGUUUGACAAGUGGAUUGAGGGAAAUAAGGUUUAUUUGGAUACAUUAUAUCUCAGCGCGAAAGACGAUCCGGGCUCGCGCUCACAGUUUAACGCAAAAAUUGCAGAGGCUAUUAGACAAAAACUUCAGACCGAAAUUAUUGAAGAUAUGGACUUCGAAGACGCCGCGCAGAAAAACGUUCACGAUAAUUUGGAGAAGGUCGAGGGAAAUAUAACAGAAUUUCUCAUAUUGCUUGGUGAGAAACUGAAACCGGAUGCCGAUGAUGAUGACGAUAAUACCAUUGUAGAUAGCGUUGUGAAAGCCAUUGAUGAGUAUGGAGAACAACUUAAAGCGGUAUUCAAAAAUAGACCUAAGAACGAUCAGGAACAUCUCCAAGGUGCUAUUAUUCUUGUAAUAACUGCUUUACAAUCCACCGCCAGUCGGGUUAAGGAGUAUCUUGCAUGGCUCACUGGCGUGGGAGAUAAAGAGGGAAACAUCGGCAAGGUUGACGAUACGCUUGAUGUAGCUGAGCAGCUCUUCGAAAAACUUCGUACUGCAAUUGACCUUGGAACAGGGGACAAACCUUAUAAUGUUAAUGAGCAGAUUCUAGGGGUAUUGAAUAAGCAGAUUGGAGAGGAUGCUACUGGUCAUGGAAGAGAUGGUCAAAUAGAGAACGUACUUGUAACGAACUUUCAAGAUUACGAAGACCAGAUCAAGCAUGAUGCCGUCGCUAACGGCACAUUAUCCGGCACUACCGAUGAAGGUAAACUACCUGAAGCUAUCGGCGCCAUUAAAGAAGAAGCUGCCGGCAUGUACAUUACUCACAUAACAGACGGUCUUACGACCCUGUCCUCUGACCUCACGACGCACCUUGAAGUUAUCAUGGAUGCAAUAACUACUACCACCAAAAACGUUCAAUCAAAAUUGGACGAUUUUAAGAACAAGAAUAUCGGUAACGCUGCCCAUAGCAAACCAGCACAGAAAGAUACUCUCCAAGAACUUCAUUGUAAAUUUCUCGACCUUCACAAAUAUUUCGAAAGUAAGGCCCUCAAAACCGCUGAAGCCUUUGCUGCGUACGCCGACAGAUCCGGGGAUAAUAUCAUUAAUCCCCUUAAGCAACACGUCAACAAUGAGGUCAAAAAGGCUCAAGAUAGUAUCAUUGCCGAAGCCAAGAAAAACUACAUCUCCUCCAUCCAGUCGCUGCUCCAGCGCUUUGCGUCCAAGGUUCACGGCGAGCUGGAAACGUUGCCCAAAUCCAUUGAAGACGAUUUGACGCUUGGCUUCAAGGGCUUCAUGGUGAAGCUCGAGCAACAUUUUGUUAACACUGUUAAACAUAUAAAAAACAUAUCGUCGAAAUCCGCUGUACAAACCACAGAGAAGGGAAGGAAAAUUUACCCAUUCAGCCAGGCCGUACUAAAGCUUAGGACCGCCUUCAGUUUAUUAAUGAGCCAUUUGGAAUCUCAAGAAGAUUUCACGUCUGACUUCGAGCGGGUUAAAAUGGCAAAUAGCGCACUGGUAAAUCUACUCAACAAACUUGCGACGUCUCAGCAUUAUGACCACACGUUUAGUAAUGACCUCGAUGAAUUGAAGAAGGUGAUCGAGGGGUUUAAGCCUUCGACGUACGGCGAAGCGAAAUGCCCACUGCUGCUCAAUACUCUGAAGAACGGUUUCACGACUUUGGUCACCGAACUCAACAAUGCGUACAUCUCGACCUACGACAGUGAGACCUUCAACGGUGAGCUAGUAAAAAACCUUCAACACGUCUCCAGCACUAGUGACGUUAACAUGAAAUAUGAUCUGACUGACGAAGGCACCAGGCUGUCUAAGGUGUUCCUCACGGUGCUCCGCACCAUUGACGUUUCGCUUCAUACGUUGAAAUCUAACUGCCGGGUUCUGCAAAAGAAACGAAUCAACAAAGAUACUGACAUUGGCAGACUGUUCGCUGAGAUGGGAUAUGUAGUUUCAAACGUUGAUGAUCAAAAUGGCGAGCUACAGGACAAAAGUGAAAUGACCGGCGAGCAUAUCCUAGGCCGACUUAUCGGUCGCAGUGGGAGAGUGUACAGCAGCCACGAUGAUAAAAACUACGAAGGGGCACUAAAGGAUCUCGUCACGUACCUCAAGCACUACUUCGAAGUGUGCCACUUCACCAUCCGCCCCAGACCUAGGACACCUUGCAAUGUAUACGAAAUGCUUGUAUGGCUUACAGGCCUUCCUCACAAUCCGGUUUACGACGCGCUAUUAGAAGACGGUCUCAGUGCGCCAUUUAAAGACCCGGCGAAGCAGACGAAGGAAGCGGGUGACGGCUUUGAGUUCACCGUGUUUGACCUCCAGACUUCACAUAUAGAUGCAUACCCGAGUAACAUCACCUACAAGAAUACGGCUAGGACCAUAGAUCACAUCUGUUCGAAAGCAUACGACGUAUUGGCCACCAUCGUCGGACAUGGCAACGCUUCCACCGUCUACGCUUGUGACUUCCCAAGCAACACCCUCAAUUUGAAAUAUCCCGCUGGCGGUGAGGACUGCCUAAAUACGCUCCUCGAUAUCCUGCGUAGACUUCUACCGCAGCUGCAAUAUUUGUUCCACCGCUGUAACGUUACCGAUACGUAUUACGGUUGGCGAAAUUGUAGGUACGGCAGGGACGUACCGACAGCCAAGUGGCCGUGUAUCGGCCACUCAAGCGACAAAGCAAAGCACGAAGCAACGUGCCAGGCAAGCUGUCAAGCAAACACCCAACUACAUUGUCAACCAACAUCGCCGUUGAUGUCUUAUCUAAAUGACUGUCUAUCCGCUCAUUUGCCGCAUCAGAUAGUGACGGUGGGUUGCAAGUCUGAAUGUAAGACAUGCCCUUCCAAUAGCCCUGGAAUGCCGUGCCGAAUGCCUUUCGGAUUUAGAGGAUUUUCUGGGUCAACGAAGACAGGUAUGGCUAUAUGUGAAAGCCUCAGGCUAUUUUUGGGUAGCGGCCUAGUGUCGUCCCUUUUGUGCCUUAUACCCAGGCCGCCGUCUACACUACCGGAGCACUUCAACUUUGCGUUGUCCCUCGUUGACAAGUGGAAUGGCUCUGCCAGUCAUGUUAUAAAGGACGCUUUCGAGGCAUCGAUUGUCGGCAGUUCCAUCGGCCUUUACAAGCAACCCAGCAGCUUCACCAAGGUGCUGAGUAAUGCCUAUGGCAGCCGUGAAAGUACCCAUGCACGAGAAAGCCAUCCCAUAUCUACUCGAGCUGACUUAUUAAGUCUGGCUAAAAAAGAAUCUUGCAUCUAUUCAAUUAGCGACAACGUCCAUUGCGCUCCGUAUCUGUCGUCGGUCUGUUCAGAUUUCUAUCACUACCUUGCCAUAAAGCACGCCGACUUAUAUCUGUCCUGGGCAGUCUACUUGCCGUGGACACUGUAUAAGUAUCUAAAAAGUUUACUCGAUGCAUUCUGUAAUAUUUCCUGUAAGGACUGGGAAUGCAGCAGAUGCACGCACGGCGACAAAUGCAAACCGGGGAAGCAUGGUGUAGGAUACAGCUGUACUUGCAAAGCACUAGUACACUGUCGUGGCGUUAUGAGCACAUUCUACAGUUACGGAUUCGCAUUUGGCAACCCUCAAACACUGUUAGCCACGGAUGGCAGGAGAUAUUGCCACAGUUUCUACAACCAGCUGAAUAAUGUCUUAAACUCUGUUUGUUUCAAGGACCUCCUCCAAAAGUGCGACGAAUUCAUAUUCACCAUCAGGCAGCCCUUCAUCUGGCUCAACGUCGCCCUCUGGUCGCUGUCCCUCUUCUACCUCCUUUGCGUCAUGGUCGGCAGACUGGAUGUGCUCCACAUACGCUCACACCUGAGAUCACCGUCAUCGCACAGGAUUACAGCGCAAUCGCUGUUGGCGGCAGCGCAAGUCGGAAGGCUUGCCAAGAUAUCGUAUCUACAACCGUAA
Babesia bigemina is the source of this 4746-nucleotide messenger RNA. RefSeq lists its product as hypothetical. The coding region runs from base 1 to 4746 and encodes 1581 amino acids. The record is from RefSeq and is a predicted model, not a curated record. The transcript has a single exon. Lineage: Eukaryota; Apicomplexa; Aconoidasida; Piroplasmida; Babesiidae.